Neospora caninum is the source of this 3942-nucleotide messenger RNA. RefSeq lists its product as hypothetical. Lineage: Eukaryota; Apicomplexa; Conoidasida; Eucoccidiorida; Sarcocystidae. Gene Ontology annotation, cellular component: mitochondrial matrix. Bases 1 to 3942 code for a protein of 1313 amino acids. The record is from RefSeq and is a predicted model, not a curated record. Gene Ontology annotation, molecular function: ATP-dependent peptidase activity; ATP binding; single-stranded DNA binding. The transcript has 17 exons. Gene Ontology annotation, biological process: chaperone-mediated protein complex assembly; proteolysis; protein catabolic process.
AUGACGUAUGCUUCUCGUCUUCAGAGGCCAGCUGCCUUCGCCGCUUCUUCCUCUUCCCCGGCUCCGGCUCUUCGGUCACCCGCCGUCCGGUGUGUGCUCACCCCCUGCACAACUUUGUCGCUGUUUCCGAAACACUGGCGAGGCCUCGCGACGUGCUCUCCUGCCUGGGAGAGCCUGUCUCUUCCUUCCUCUCAAAAACUCGCGUCUCGCACUCUUGCGUCGCAUGCGCAAGGACCGCAUGGGCGGCGCGAAGAGGAGUCGCGAGACGCAGAAGAGAAAGCGGAAAGCGGCGAAGCGGGAGACAGCCUGCCAGGAGAAGCAGACCGCCUGCCAGGAGAAGCAGACCGCCUGGGACACGGAGAGAGAGAAAAAACCCACAGGCGGACCGAGGGAGCAGAGACAAAACCCGCGGGGCUCCGCGCGGCCGCCGAGAAACGCGGGAAGGCGCUGCAGGAUUUUCUUGUCCGGAAAAAGGACUGCGCAGGCGAAGAGCAGACACAGUCCGCGUCGGCUCCGCAAAGUUCUGAGGAUACCCUGCAGCCAUCAGGGGAAGUAACGCAGAUUGACGUUCGAAACCUCCCGUCGUCUUCGCCGCCCGCGGCGGAGGACCGACGGGGUCGCCUAGACGCCGAAGAACCCGCCGCGUCUCUGCGGGUCGGGCGCCGUCGCAGAGGCGCGGCGAUGGCUGAGAGAGAGAGAGAGGUGAGGAAAAGACCCGAAACGGACGGAGAGGCCGGACAGAGGGUAGCCGAAGCGACGCCGUACCGACUUUCCGACGAGAGAGCCGCCGAGGCGCAAGACGCCCAGCCUGUUCUCCUUCGCGGGGACUCUUCGCCUGCGUCCUUGUCCAGCAAUAAUCUGUCUUCUGCGCUCUCGGCCUUGCCUCCGCGAUUUCCUGUUCUCACCGCUCUCCCUCUCUUCCGACGGCCCGCAUUCCCGGGCUUUUUUCAGCUGCUUCACAUCCCGGAUAACGACGUGUUUGAAGCCUUGGUGAGGCAGAAGAAGAGCGGAGUCCCGGGCGGAGACUACGUGGCUGGUUUCCUCACAAUCGAGGAGAAGGAGAAAGAGCACGAAGUAGACGAGGAAGGACCGGGGGCGAAGCUGCGAAAAGACGCCGGACGCGUUCUCGACAUUUCGGAGCUCCACUCCACCGGCAGUCUUCUGCAUCUCCUCAACUUUGCUCCACACAGCAGCGUGAAGGGAGGCCAAGUCGUCGUUAUGCCUUACCGACGGAUUCGGUUAUUGGGGACUGCGGACUCGCCUUCGUCUUCCCCCGUGUCGGAGUCACAGCCUCUGUCUCCGGCGUCGACAGACACCGCUGCGCCUUCCUCCUCGUCAUCCUCUUCUCGCUCGUCUCUCUCUUCUCUCUCUUCUCCUUCGGCUUCCGGCGUUGAGUCUUUCGGCGACAACGACGACGGCUUUGAGGGCAGAGAUCGCGACAACAGGGACGAGCCGAAGGAAGCGUUUCGCACCUCCGAAGCACUGGAGAGAGACCAGCUUUCGCCGGCGUCCUCGCGUUCGCCCGAUCCCCCUGCCGAAGGCGACGACCAGAGCCCAACUGGCGUCUCCGUCGCGGCAGAGAAGGGAACCGAAGGAAGCCAGCCGUCGUCGCCGUCCGCUGCGUCCUCCACAGAUGCUGAUCCCGACGGACAGGCUCAGAGGCGGGGCGAGGCGAUCCAGCCCGAGUCUCCCUCGUCGCUGUCUCCGGUUCUCUCGCCUGUUGCAGCUGUGCCUUCUGCGCCCACAACGUUUUCGCUGCUGCGCGUGCGCAUCGCAUAUCUGCCUGACGAGUCCGGGAAGUUCGACGUCAACGACACGCAGAAGGCGCUCCACUUGGAGAUCAUUGCGACGAUGAAGGAACUGUUGAAGCAGAGCUACUUUUACAAGGAACACUUUGACCAAGUCGUCCGAUUCUACAACCUCGACUCGCCCCACAAACUCGCGGACUUGGUCGCGGGAAUGUCUUUCGCGAAGCGCCAAGAACUGCAAGCUGUCUUGGCGGAAGAAGACAUCGAGAAGCGCCUGCGACUGGUGCUGGAGAUUGCGAAGAAGGAUCUCGAGUUCUCCAAGUUGCAGGCGCAAGUGAAGGCCCAGGUGGAGGAGAAAAUGAACAAGAUGCAGCGGAAGUUCCUCCUGACGGAGCAGCUGAAGUUUCUGAAACGCGAACUGGGCGACGUCAAAGACGACAAGGAGUCGAUUCUCGACAGUUUCAGCGAACGGCUGGAGAAGAAGAAGCGCGUCAUGCCCGCAGAGGUGCAAAAGGCAGUCGCCUACGAGCUGAGCAAGUUGAGCAGCUUGGAACAGUCCUCGUCAGAGUUCAACAUCACGCGAACCUACACAGACUGCCUCCUCAGUCUGCCUUGGGGCGAAUACACUGAAGAGUGCAGCGACAUUUUCAGCGCGGAAAAGGUUCUCAACGAAGACCAUUACGGCCUCUCAGACGUCAAGGAUCGCAUCCUCGAGUUCAUCGCCGUCACCAUCCUCAAGAAAGAUGUCCAGGGGAAAAUCAUCUGUUUGGUUGGUCCGCCCGGAGUGGGGAAGACGUCGGUGGGGCAGAGCAUCGCGCGGGCGCUCCGUCGCAAGUUCUAUCGAAUAAGUCUGGGCGGCAUGUGCGACGUCGCAGAGCUCCGCGGACACCGCCGGACGUACAUCAGUGCACUGCCGGGGAAGGUGAUUCAGGCUCUGAAGGAGUGUCAGACGAUGAACCCGGUGAUUCUUCUUGAUGAAAUUGACAAACUGGGUCGCGACUUCCGCGGCGAUCCCUCCUCUGCACUUCUGGAGAUUCUCGACCCGAGUCAAAACAAAUCGUUCCGCGAUUAUUACCUCGACAUCCCCGUGGACCUCUCGAAGGUUCUCUUCGUCUGCACAGCGAACACUCCGGAUGUCAUUCCAGGGCCGCUGCUGGACCGCAUGGAAGUGAUUCGAAUCGCGGGGUACAUUUUCCAAGAGAAACUGUGCAUCGCUCGCAACUACCUCCUCCCGCAAACCAGCCAGUCGACAGGCUUGUCGGAAGAUCAGAUCCACAUUUCCGCAGACGUGCUGGAGAAACUCGUGCGGGACUACGCGCGCGAGGCAGGCGUUCGAAGUCUGCUCAAACUCAUUGAGAAAAUCUACCGCAAAGCGGCUCUCGCACUCGUCAGGAAGGAGCAAGAGAAGAUCGAAGUGCAUCUGGACAACCUGAGCAAGUUCGUGGGUCAGCCGGCCUUCCAGUCUGACCGCCUGUACGCCGAGACUCCUCCAGGCGUCGUCAUGGGCUUGGCAUGGACGCAGCUGGGCGGCGCCACGCUGUACGUCGAGGCGAUUGGCCGCCGACUCCGCGAGACGUCGCGCUCGGCGACGGAGAAACGGAAAGGUCGAGAAGAGGACAAUCCCAGCCGACGCGAGACGGGCGACCGAGGAGGGCGAAGAAAACCGCGGAGUCCUGCAGGCGCGGAGGGCCGCCUCAAGGUGACUGGUCAGCUGGGGAACGUGAUGAGCGAGUCGAGUGAAAUCGCGCUCACCUUUUGCCGCAUGUUUGUGCGCUGCAUCGAGCCGAGCAAUUCGUACUUGGAAACCGCGCAAAUUCACCUCCACGUGCCGGAAGGUGCGACGCCGAAGGACGGACCGAGUGCAGGCAUCACGAUGGCCACGGCGCUGGUGUCGCUUGCGCUGAACCGCCCCGUGCUCCCUGACGUGGCCAUGACGGGUGAGCUGACGCUGACCGGGAAGGUGUUGAAGAUUGGCGGAGUCAAAGAAAAGGUCAUCGCCGCGCGACGCGAAAACGUGAACACUCUCAUCUUCCCGAAGGCGAAUGAGCGCGAAUUCGACGAACUCCCGGAGGACGUCAGGGAAGGACUGAGCGUUCAUUUCGCCUCCACGUACGACGACGUUUAUCGAGUGGCGUUUGGCGCCGAGCCGCCGCGGCGAGCAGAGAACGACGGAGUUCACGGCGGACUCGCGUGA